Actinia tenebrosa (Australian red waratah sea anemone) is the source of this 3398-nucleotide messenger RNA. RefSeq lists its product as uncharacterized. Lineage: Eukaryota; Metazoa; Cnidaria; Anthozoa; Actiniaria; Actiniidae. The record is from RefSeq and is a predicted model, not a curated record.
GAAAUCUACUGAUUUCAACUACAUUUUCCUCUCCAGCAACAUCUACUAUAGCAGCUUCCCCAGCUCUGUAGAGUAACCCUUGAUUAGCAAUACACUGUUUUGGCUUGAGGAGACUGCGGAAAGAGAAAGCCACUUCAGAUACUGCAUAAUUAUGUUCAUUUGUGGAAACAUCUCUCUGUUUCGAUUCCAGAAUGAGAUGAAUGUCUUCUGCAAAACACCAGUAAUUGUCUGGGCGAGAAAAUCUGGUGGCAUCAUCUGCUGUAUGCUGAAGGGCAUGAGCAGUUACAAGGCAAGCGAUCACCUGGUAACAUCCUUGGAAUUGGACAGAUGAUGUUAUUUGUUCAACACUGAUGACACACAAACAAAAUGUGCAUUUAAAUGGCAACAUCCAUUCCAUAUUGUUAUCCCAAAACCACUUUAAUUCAUUGAAUCUGGAUCCAUCCCAUAUUUCUCUUAGUUCAUCUGGAUUUGCUCCAGCUCCCUCAAUCCAGUUGGCUUUAUUUUCCCAAUGUGACAUCAUCUUCUUACACAUAGCAGGGUCAGCACACCAUCUCUCUAUUUUAUCAGACAGUCCAAGGUAAUAGUAUUUGAUACUACCAUUCUUACCACAGUGUCUGCAAGAAGCAGAAGGGGAUUCCAUGACAUCUCAUGAGGCAUAGUGACUAUCAUCCAGACAAAUGUACAGUUCCUUUGGAUCCUUAUAGCCACAAUCCUUCAACAGCUUCUCAGUUUGGCUCCAGUUUUUAGGCCAUAUCAAUUUUACUUCAUCAUUGCUCUUGCAGUAAAGAUCUCUAGCAAAGUCCAGAACAUCUUCAAAGUCAUUUUGAGACCCUUGCAUCUGAUCAACUAGCAUCAAUGCUUUUAAUAUUGCACAUAUGAUUUCUGUUUUUAUCCUUUCUUCAUCAUGAUCAAUAUCUUCAGUUCUAGAAGUUCCAGAGGUUCGUGAAGCUUGAGAGAAUUCAUCAUCAGUGCCUUCAACUUCAUCAACACUACAUUCUUCAUAAAUGCUUGACACUUCAUCAUUGCCUUGCAAAUCAUCUACAUUUUCUCCAGACUGUACUGUUGGCCUUGGACUGUCCACGCCACUGUAUGUGUACAAUGGCAAAAGGAAGAAAAUAAAUGAAAUUACAAUUCUUUUUUAUUUUGUUUUAUUUUUGUAUUCGAAUAGCAUGUAAUAUCUUGAAUUAAAAUGAACGGUGAUUUGGAACAAAACGAGGAUGCACAGUCAAAAACAUGCAACAACAAGCUAAACCAUAAUGCGAUGUCAGUAAAGUUAACUAAACCAAGAACCAAAAUCGUCAUUUCCAUCAUCCAUAUUUUCAAAUUCUUGUAAACUUUGCUGUAUCUUCCAGUGGUUGUACUCUGUUGAUCGGGAUACGGGUGCGCCAUCGCAUUCUCCACAAGGACAAUGAGUGUGCUCAUAAUCUAGAAGCGAACAUCGGCAGCUUGAUAUUUCCUCUCUAUCCCACAGUGAAAAACGUGUAAUUUUCCUUCUUGGCAUACUGAAUCAAUCAAGACUAGUCAAAUAUUUUAAUUUCGGUUUGUUUUGUUAACAAAAGAUACACCAUAUAAACGAAGGUGUAUUCACCAUGCGUUUCAGUUUUGUCCCAGUACUUUCGUGUAAACCGCAGGUAGCCAAAAAGCUAUAAUUUUUAUCUUAUUCUUAAUUUAUAAAAAGACCUCAUGCUUUGAGAUAUCUUAUUUCGAAUUCUUUAUUAAUAGUUGCAAUUUCCUAUAUUCCUUAUCAUUUUUAAUAUAUCAUUGUUUAUUAGAAAAUUUUCGGUCAAUAAGUUAUUUUCGCGCGUUUUUUGGUCACAUGAUUCGCGGCAUCCAAUGAUAGCAAUUCCUUGAUUUGUAGAUUUGUAGUGACUUCGCAGACUUCGCGCGCAUUUCUAUCUUCCCUGCAAGUAGAGUUAGUAGAUUGCUUGCAAGUAGAGAGUGCUGUUUGUUGAAUUCAUUCGUAAAGGACAUCUUCAUUAAAAGUACAGCUCAAUAUUGAUGACAUGGACGUCUACGAAAUGAAAGUGGAAGACGUAAAAGAUUUUAUCACCACGAAUUUCGAUAAUGAAUUGGCGGAGYGUUUCGAGAAUCAAAAUAUAGAUGGGAAAGCUCUUGUGAUGCUGGCACAAAAAGGAACGCAGCAACAGUUUGAGGCUUGUGGCCUCAUAACUGUGGGAAAACAGCUUCAGUUUAGAGCUUCUGUUGAAGAAAAAUUGUCAGGCAGUGCUGUAGUAAAGAUGGCAUCAGCUGAAUUUAGAGGUGGCAAACCUACCAAAACCAAGUUAAGAUCAUUAUCUGAAAUAGAACAGAAACUUUACAAAUUCAAGAAGAAAAUAGUGAGAUCUGCUGCAAUAAAGACUUUUCCAGGCAAUAAUCUCCCAAACUUUAAGUUAUCUAAAGAAGCCAAACAGAAACUGGAAGCACUAGCUAGCUCUUUAGUAGUUGAAUGUGGCUAUGAGCCAGCAGGCUUUGGCAGAGAAGGGAUCAAACAGCACAUUAUUGAUGUCUUAAAUGAAAGGAGGCGAAACCACAGGAAAGGACGGGACUAUAACCAGCCUGACAAAAGAACUCUUAAAAGAAAAGUUUCUUCUGAUGAUGAUGUUUCAAGUUUGAGAGGUGUAGAGUCCACUACUUCAACAAGCUCUGAUGGUUUGCUGAUAACACGUCCAGUAAAGCCUGCUAAAAGAACUUCAACACGAACUGAUGUUAGUGGCAGUAGUGAUGAUGAUUCCCCAACUGACUCCAAUCUGGCUUCAGCAUCCUCCACUCCUAAAAAUGUCAUAUAUACAGAUGAUGAGCUUCCACAACUACCUAAAUGGCCAUGCAAUUCAGAAGAUCCAGACUCACUGAAUGUCCAAAAUGAUCGUGAUUUGCGCAAAAAAGAAAUGGAAAAUGAUGAUGUUGCUCAAGAACAAAGCAGUGAGGCAAUGAUGGUGGAAAAUGUGGAUUCCAAUGAUGAAAUUAAAGGAAAAGAUGCAGCUGUGGUGGUGUGCGUGGCAUUCAACGCAAUUAAAGUAGGAGACGUAUCAAGGAGCCAGCUGUAUUCUGCUGCGAAACUGUUAGGUGUAGCAAAGAAUGCUAGAAAGGACAAGGAUAGUCUUGUUAGCCUAAUUGGAAACAAUCUUGUUAAGGAAGGAUAUGUUAAGAUUGAUGCGGGGGGGAAAAAUGUUAUUUCCCAAGAAAAUGUUAAAAUGGUUAAGCCAUUCUAAGAUUUUCCCCAAUAGAGGUCAAUCCCUAGAUCCCUAGACUCAGCCAAUUUAUGACUGCAUGAAAAACAUUUUUGUAGAGUUGCUUGCAUAUCAAAGAAUGACUAGUUAUGAUCAAAGACACAUAUAAGAAGUUUGUCGUAGAUUAAAUUUGUUGUUUUUAAUCGUUGCAAAUAAAAAAUCUACAUCUCC